UGUGGCAUCUGCAAAUCACUUUCACAUCUAGAGACAUCACAUAUAUAACUGUGCUGCUCAGCGUAGUACUUCAGGAGCUUUGGUUCUGAAGCAUUUACUGCAAUCGUUAAACAAACAGAACUUAGGAGCUGUAGAUCUACUUUUAUUCUUAUUAGUUUUCACUAAAAAGUCAAUCUGAGCUUCGCUUGAGCAGAAUGAACAGCAAAAUCGUCUUCGUGUCUAUUAUUGUGUUCCUGGCAUAUCUGACCAGUGGGGAAGGAAUGAGUCUUAGAGGUCUGGGUAUAGAUCCACGCUGUCGUUGCGUUGAAACAGAGAGUCGGCGCAUUGGUAAAUACAUCGAGAGUGUGGAAAUCUUCCCUCCCACCUCACACUGCAAAGACACAGAGAUCAUUGCCACUUUGAAGAUCACCAAGCAGGAGAUCUGUCUGAACCCUGCUGCUGAAUGGGUUAUUAAGGUCAUUGAGAAGAUGAUUGUCAAGAAACAAACAUGAAUGUGUGAAUCAUCUGAUGUGUAUUUCAACGCAACAUUGAGCAUGAAGGAAAGACGACUCUCCACAGCUGCCAUUUCAUACUUCAAAAUCAAAUCACUUUAUUGUCACUCAACCAUAUAACCAAGUGCAACAGUGGGUGAAAGUCUUGGGUGCAGUUCCGAGCAACAUAGCAGUCAUGACAGUGAUGAGACGUAUACCAAUUUACAAUAACUGACAUAUCUAAUAUACACAUAAUUACACACAACACAAUAUACAGUAUACAAUUCACGCAAUAUAGAAUACACAUGCACACAAUAUAGAAUACACAGUUUACAGUAAAAUAUGCAGUAGGUUCUAUUGUGCUGUAUUGAUAUUCAGGCUGUUGGCUGAUAAGAAUUCAACCCAUACUUUGAAUUCGAUGGGUUGAAUUCUAUGUUUGGCUAUGUUUACUGCUGUUUGAUUACAUGUUUAAUGUUAUAUAUUUAUCUGUUGUUUAACUAUUUAUCUAUUUUUAUACUUGAAAAAUUAAUGUUAUUUAUUAUAUUCUGCAAUAAAAGUAAUAUUGCACUUAAAUUCCACAACAUUUCUCUGUUUCCUUAGGUGUUUUAUAUAUAUUAAUUACAUUCCUAGUUAUUUUUUUUUUUUUACAUAUUGUAUAUUACAUUAAUAUAUCAUGCUACAUAUUUUGUCUAAGUCAACGCAGUUGCCCUUUCUCUUUAUGAAAAAUAUUU
This is a messenger RNA of Myxocyprinus asiaticus (Chinese sucker), 1201 nucleotides long. RefSeq names its product interleukin-8-like. Gene Ontology annotation, cellular component: extracellular region. The transcript is spliced from 4 exons. The record is from RefSeq and is a predicted model, not a curated record. The coding region runs from base 195 to 491 and encodes 98 amino acids. Gene Ontology annotation, molecular function: chemokine activity; CXCR chemokine receptor binding. NCBI's taxonomy places the organism in Eukaryota, Metazoa, Chordata, Actinopteri, Cypriniformes, Catostomidae. Gene Ontology annotation, biological process: inflammatory response; cellular response to lipopolysaccharide; antimicrobial humoral immune response mediated by antimicrobial peptide.